AUGCUCGGAACUCCGCAAUACAUACUGUUACUGCUAUUUUUAUGUGUUGGUUCAACAAUUUUUUGUGCGAUUUUCCUUACUUUCCCAAGCCUCCUUGGCCAAACAAUCGGUAAAAAAUCAUCCAUCGCGAAACAAACAAAGUAUUCGAAAGAGAUACUGGAUAUUUCGAUAGUACCACAAAAAGAACGAAAUUUUAGCGACGUACAGAUUAAUAGGAUGACUUUGCUUGGGAGGUGGCUUUUGUCUUCUGAGGGAAGUGUUCCUCCGACGACAAUUAAUACAAAAAGGGAACCUUAUUUGAUCUUAAUUUGGAUGCACGGGAAAUUCUUGGAACGCAGGCACAUCAAACGCUUUACAAAGAAAAAAUUUUCUCCAUGGCAAAAUUGUUCGGUGACGAAAUGUAUGUUGACGUAUCGUUCAAGGGAUAUAGCUAUAGCGGAUGCAGUAAUAUUUCAUUUGCAUUUGACAAAGGAUAUAUCAGAAUUGCCAGCUAGACAGCAUAGGAGACAAAGAUGGAUUUUUUUGACUGACGAAUCACCAAUGCACACUUUUCUUUACGGAAAUCAACAAAUUUCAGAAUAUAAUGGCUUGUUCAACUGGUCGAUGUCUUAUCGGAUGGACAGCGAUAUUCCGGUACCAUACGGCCGAGUAGUGCGUAGAUCGCGUCUAAACUCAGGAAUCGCCAAUUUUCCGAAAGAUUUUAUUAAGAAGUCCAAAACUAAACUGGUCGCUGUGAUGGGUAGUAACUGUGCUGGUAUCAAGAGAAGAUGGAAGUACGUGAGCGAGCUUAAAUCAAUUCUUCGCAACGAACUUGAUAUAUACGGAAAAUGCCUGACCGGCAAUGUGACCGCAUGUCCAGGCCAUUUCGACAGGGAUUGUGAAGCUUUAAACGCUUAUAAAUUUUAUUUGGCCUUCGAGAAUUCAAAUUGUAAAGAAUAUAUUACAGAGAAAGUAUUUUGGAACGGCUAUCACAAGCUAGCUAUUCCGAUAAUAAUGGGCGCGCCAAAGAAAGACUGCGAACAGUUAUUACCACCUCAUUCUUUUCUUCAUGUCAGUGAUUUCGCCAAUCCAACUACUUUGGUUAAUUAUAUUCUGUAUCUUAAUCGCCAUGAUGAUAAAUACCUUGAGUAUCAUGAGUGGCGUAAAUAUUACAAAGUAAUUAACGAGCAUGGUUAUUUUGGAAGUAGUUCACGACAUUAUUGUCGUGUUUGCGAAGCUCUGCAUUACAAUUCCCCUACUGUUAAGGUGUACGAAGAUAUAGAAUCAUUUUGGGACAAACAUCGAGACUGUACCUCUUGA
Dufourea novaeangliae is the source of this 1299-nucleotide messenger RNA. RefSeq names its product alpha-(1,3)-fucosyltransferase 7-like. The transcript has 3 exons. The record is from RefSeq and is a predicted model, not a curated record. Gene Ontology annotation, cellular component: membrane. Bases 1 to 1299 code for a protein of 432 amino acids. Gene Ontology annotation, molecular function: alpha-(1->3)-fucosyltransferase activity. NCBI's taxonomy places the organism in Eukaryota, Metazoa, Arthropoda, Insecta, Hymenoptera, Halictidae.